Hevea brasiliensis (rubber tree) is the source of this 1591-nucleotide messenger RNA. RefSeq names its product putative transcription elongation factor SPT5 homolog 1. Bases 322 to 558 code for a protein of 78 amino acids. The record is from RefSeq and is a predicted model, not a curated record. NCBI's taxonomy places the organism in Eukaryota, Viridiplantae, Streptophyta, Magnoliopsida, Malpighiales, Euphorbiaceae. The transcript has 5 exons.
CGUGUGCCCAAGGAUCCUCUGGAUAUGCCUGAGCCUGGAUGGAUCAGUGCAAGCAGAAUGGAAUAUAUAUACAAGAGGUUGACUAGAAUGUCGUAGUUAGUAGAGUACUUGUCAAAGGCGAUAAUAGAAUUGAAAAUCUUUAUCCCUGUGGGGAGCAAACUCGAAUUCGAUCGAGAGAAGAGAGAAAAGCAGCGCGUCGUCGAAGAAGAGACGAAGAAGAAGACUAGGAUCUCGACUUGGAAGGAGGAAUGCUGGACGACGACGACGAAGAAGAAGGAGGAGGGUCGAGCAGGAAGAGAGUGAGAUCAAGUUUUAUCGACGAUGAGGCGGUGGUUGACUCCGAUGACGAAGAGGAGGAAGAAGAUGAUGCUGAGGACGGUGGCAGAUGUAGAUAAUGUGCAGCGGGGAGUUAGAGUGACGUUAAUUCCACAGAUUGACUCGCAGGCUAUUGCAAAUAAACUGGACGGUGGAGAGGAAGUAAAGAAGGUGGCUUUUGUCCCUCCAUGUUUUGUGAAUGGUGAUGAAGCAAGAUUGAAGAACAGAUCUAAUGACUGCUGAUUAUUUUGGUUGCAUUUGAUGGCAAGUUGUUUAAAGAUGGGUUAUUGAAUAAAGAUGUGUCAAUGAAGUCAAUUAGUACUUGGAACAUAAAGCCAACAUUUGAUGAACUCGAGAACUUCCAUAAACCUCAUGAGAAUGGUGAUGGUGACGUAGCCAGUUUAACUACCUUAUUUGCAAGUAGAAACACUCUAUGAAGGGUGAUGCAGUUAUUGUUGUCAAAAGAGAUCUGAAAAACCUUAAGGGAUGGGUUGAGAAAGUUGAUGAAGAAAGUGUUCAUAUCAAACCAAAAGAGAAGGCAUAGUUAUUAAAAGCACGCCUCAGGCAAGGCUCACCAGGCUCUAACCCUAACGCUUUAUGCACCUAGGCGUGCGCCUUUAUUCCAGGCACAAGCCAAGAAAAACAUGACUUCUUUAUUUUUACCUUUAGCGAGUACUUCCAUUGGCAAAUAGUAUUAUAACUUAAACUUGAUAUUUGUCAAUUUAUAAGAAUUCUGUAUUGACGCACGAGUAAGUUUUUGGAAUUAUUAUCGCUGGUGAUAACUAGUCAUCAAAGUCUCAUCAAACCAGCACAUCCAAGAUCGCAAACCUCCCAUAUUUUCAUUUCAACACUACCACUCUAUUAUUAUCUUUUUUUUUUUUAAAAAAAAAAUUACAUUUACAUCUAUUUCAAGAUAUAUGCCAAAAGAAAAAGGAAAAGCAUUGUCUACCAACUUGAAAACUAAUACUCGUUUAGUUCUUAGAGAUAAAGAAGAUGAUGAAGAUAUUGAUUUUGAACAUGAGUAUCAAGAGGAUGAAAGUGUUUAUGAUUGCUUAACUUUAGUUUAGAGACAUUAAAGGUUAUUCAAAUUUCAAUAUAUUACUUUAAACUUUUAGUAGUUUAUUUUUAUUUUAUUUGGAUUACAAAAUUAUUAGUACUUGAAUGCUUACUAGUUAUUAUUAUUAUUUUUUUUAAUUUCAUGUUAUUUGAAGUUUAAUGCAAUAUUGACAUUUAUUUUUUAUGGAAUUUUAAUUUUUUUUUUACUUUUGCGCCUUAC